CACUCGCCAUCCCGCCCGCACUCACGCAACAGCAUACGAGGAAAUUUUCAUACUUGUUAGCUGUGAAAAGUAUUUAGCAGAAAUAGUUUUGGGAAAUUAAAGAUUUCGAGGCUAUUUCGGUGCUACCAACGAUCGUUCGCGGUAACCUCGACACCCAACAGCAGCACUAGUGCACCAGAUCCACACUUUCGCACGCAAACAUGGGCGACGUGAUGAAUAUCGACAGCAUAAUAUCGCGACUUCUCGAAGUGCGUGGGGCACGGCCAGGUAAAAACGUACAGCUCUCGGAGGGCGAGAUCCGGGGACUCUGCUUGAAGUCGCGCGAGAUCUUCCUGUCGCAGCCCAUUCUGCUCGAGCUGGAGGCACCGCUGAAGAUUUGCGGCGACAUCCAUGGACAGUACUACGAUCUGUUGCGUCUUUUCGAGUACGGCGGCUUUCCGCCGGAAUCGAAUUACCUGUUCCUCGGCGACUACGUCGAUCGCGGCAAGCAGUCGCUGGAAACGAUCUGCCUGCUGCUCGCCUACAAGAUCAAAUACUCGGAGAAUUUCUUCCUGCUGCGCGGCAACCACGAAUGCGCCAGCAUCAAUCGCAUAUACGGAUUCUACGACGAAUGCAAGCGUCGCUACAGCAUCAAGUUGUGGAAGACAUUCACUGACUGCUUCAACUGCCUGCCGGUGGCAGCCAUUGUCGAUGAGAAGAUCUUCUGCUGCCACGGCGGCCUCAGUCCCGAUUUGACCUCGAUGGAGCAGAUCCGUCGUAUUAUGCGGCCCACCGAUGUGCCCGACCAGGGACUGCUGUGCGAUCUCCUGUGGUCCGAUCCCGAUAAGGAUACCAUGGGCUGGGGCGAAAACGAUCGCGGCGUUAGCUUCACCUUCGGUGCCGAGGUGGUGGCCAAGUUUUUGCAGAAGCACGAGUUCGAUCUCAUCUGCCGAGCCCAUCAGGUCGUGGAGGAUGGGUACGAGUUCUUUGCCAAACGCAUGCUGGUCACCCUGUUCUCGGCGCCCAACUACUGCGGCGAGUUCGACAAUGCCGGCGCCAUGAUGUCCGUGGACGACACGCUGAUGUGCUCGUUCCAAAUCCUCAAGCCAGCUGACAAGCGUAAAAAGUAAUAUCACACAACUGCAGCACCGCGAGCAGUCUUUUUCUAUCUAAAACAGAUCAAUAAGAAAUCCAAACAAGAUACAAAAGAAAAACACGACAAAAACAACCACAAACCCAACCACACAACCAGCCAGAAAUAAAAUCCUUUGAAACAACACAUCAAAUGAUGCAUGAAACCCGGGGCGAGUCGAAAUUCACCAGAAGCCACCAGCAAUUCGGAAUGGAAUAGCAGCGCCACGAUCAAAGGACAUCCCCUGCGACAUCCCUUCCAGCAGAUGACUGCAGUUUUCCCCUUCCACCCCACACCCAUUGAGAUUUAAAUCGCAAUUACAAACACAUUGACAAAUACCAUGAUUAAAGCCACAUAUUUAUUUGUAAUAGCCUCCGUAUACAUAGAUGUAUAUCUACCGACCGACCGAACGAACGACCAACCGACCAACCAACCAACCAACCAUCCACCCACGCACACACAUGUACACACAUUUGAACACCAGCGCUUAUAGGUUUUGUCCAAAAUUUAAACACUAGGUAAUCAACUGACCGUGCGAGCGCCUAACAUUGCAGAUUAGAUGGAAACGGAGCAGCAGAGGAGCGACUGGACGCCAGUCGGUCACAAAGCAUACAGAUGUGGGGGCCCUGUAGUGCUCGUUGGCCUUAAGAGUAUAGAGCAAGUGAAAACAAAACAAGAAACAAAAAAUCGAAGAGGGGAAAUCGUUGAACCGAGGAGGCGGAGGCGAAUGCUUGCCAAGAAGUAUAAAGAAGAAUUAUAAGCACUAAGUUUCGACCUUGAAUCAGUUUUUUUUUGUUCGUCCACACUGCAGUCCAACCGAAUGGACCACGCCAGUCAGCCAGAAGAAUAACCACACGAAAAUCAACAAUCUAUUAGUUUGUCCCGAGAACUCCCUACCAUUCAUCAGCUAUUCAAACGUCCGCUUCCCGUCAUUUUAAGGAUGUGUUUUUUAAAAAUUAACUAUUAUUAAUAUGUAUUAUCAAUAAUCCUUUGUAUUAAUAAACGAAUGAUAUAAAACGUG
Messenger RNA from Drosophila sechellia, 2132 nucleotides. It is a transcript of the gene Pp1-87B, whose product is annotated as Protein phosphatase 1 at 87B. Gene Ontology annotation, cellular component: cytoplasm; nucleus. The coding region runs from base 201 to 1109 and encodes 302 amino acids. NCBI's taxonomy places the organism in Eukaryota, Metazoa, Arthropoda, Insecta, Diptera, Drosophilidae. The record is from RefSeq and is a predicted model, not a curated record. Gene Ontology annotation, molecular function: protein serine/threonine phosphatase activity. The transcript has 2 exons.